AUGAAUCCGUCGCUCCCUGUCGCAUCUGCCAUCAACGGCAUCGAGUUCCAAUUCUUCUCGGCGCAAGACAUUCGAACCGUCUCAGUAAAGCGCAUAUCAAAUCCGACCACCUUCGACUCGUUACUCCAUCCAGUUCCCGGAGGUUUGCACGAUGCUGCGUUGGGAGCUUUCUUAGACAAUUUAUGCGCCAUAUGCGGUCUUAGUACUUUGAACGGCUGUCCGGGCCAUUGCGGACAUAUCGAGCUUCCUGUACCUGUAUAUCACAUCAGCUUCCUCGACCAGCUCCUCCGCAUACUCCGAGGAAAGUGUUGCUACUGCCACCACUUUAAGCUCUCCCGCGCCGAAGUGAACGAAUACGCCGCAAAACUCCGAUUGUUACGACAUGGCUUGAUAGAAGAGGCAAACGGCAUGCACGAGCAUAUCGACAUCAACAGGGGAAAGACAACCAAGCAAGUAGAUUCAGAUGAUGAAGAGCAGGAUGAGGAUGGUAUCAUUGCCGAGCGAAAUACAUACGUUAAGAAGUGUCUGAAGCGUGCGGGUAUCUCCAAGCAUGAUGCGCAUUCGCGGAAUAACAAGACUGAGGCCGUCUCUGACGCCAGGCGGCAGGUCAUUAAAGAGUUCUACGCCGCCAUUGGACUGGGCAAGAAGUGCAAGAACUGCCAGGGCGUCAAUCCCACCUUCCGCAAGGACCGAAGUGUCAAGAUCUUCCGCAAGAAUCUCAGCGAGAAGGACAGGGUGCAGAUGGCUACGUUGGAGAAGAGAAUGGAGAACCCGCUGGACAUACUGCGGCGAAGAGACGAGAGGGCCAAGAAGCAGACCGUUCACGAUGAUGAGGGCGUUGCAGACCUUUCUGAAGAGGAUGAGAUCGCUGACAUCCUCGAUGCGCAAGAAGCCGAUGGAGGCCUGAUCGCAACCGAGUCCAUGACGGCCUCUAGGACAAAGCCGAAGUCGGCAGCGGCUGCACGCGACAACGUGCAAGAGUACAUCAACGCCGCUGAAGUUCAUGCCCACAUGGUGUUGCUGUUCGAAAAUGAAGCUGAGAUCUUGCGGUUGCUCUAUAGUCCGUACGCACGUUCCAAGUCGUCCAUGGCUGAGGUAAACGCGGACAUGUUCUUCUUCAGAAAUGUCAUCGUCCCACCCAACAAGUACAGGAUGGAAGACAAGACGGGAGAUUCGAUCGCCGAAAACCCGAGAAACACUCUCUACAAGAACGUCCUCAACGCCUGUGAGUCAAUGCGCCAGAUCACUCGAGAGAUGCGUGGAGCGGAAAACGAAGCGGGCUAUCGGCGACGUGAUUUCGGCGAUCUUCAGAAUAUAUGGGUUACUCUCCAGGGAGCGGUCAACUCGCUAGUUGACAAGGACGCCAAUCCAGCGUCUGGUCUUGCGGGGAAGAACAGCGCAGACGGUGUCAAGCAGCUGUUGGAGAAGAAGGAAGGUCUUUUCCGGAAGAACAUGAUGGGCAAGCGUGUCAACUUCGCCGCCCGAAGUGUCAUCUCUCCAGACCCCAACAUUGAAACCAACGAGAUCGGUGUACCGCCUGUAUUCGCACAGAAAUUGACUUUUCCAGAACCCGUCACAAAUCACAACUUCUACGACAUGAAAGAGGCUGUGCUCAAUGGACCGGAUAAAUGGCCGGGAGCGGUCGCCAUUGAAAACGAGUACGGUCAAGUCAUCUCGCUGAGGAAAAAGAACUUUGAAGAGCGACAGGCUCUGGCAAACCAAUUGCUUGCGCCUUCAAAUGCCUUCAUGAACGGAUCUAAAAAUAAGAAAGUACACAGGCAUCUGGUUAACGGUGACGUAGUCAUUAUGAACCGUCAGCCAACACUCCAUAAGCCGUCCAUGAUGGCACAUCGUGCUCGAGUUCUACCUGGCGAGAGGACGAUCCGCAUGCACUACGCCAACUGCAACACGUACAAUGCUGAUUUCGAUGGUGACGAGAUGAAUAUGCAUUUCCCACAGAACGAGUUGGCUCGAGCCGAGGCAAACCUUGUAGCCAACACCGACAACCAGUAUCUAUCUGCAACUGCAGGAAAGCCUCUCAGAGGUCUUAUCCAGGACCAUAUCUCUAUGGCAGUAUGGUUGACAAGCAAAGACAUGUUUUUCACGCGUGAAGAGUAUCAAGAGCUGUUGUACUCCAGCCUUAGGCCUGAGAAUGGCCACACGAGCUCAGGCACCCUACUUACUGUUGAACCUACGAUCUGGAAACCCCGCCCGCUGUGGACCGGUAAACAGCUUAUAACUACGGUUUUGAAGAACAUCCAGCCCGCAGACUACCACGGCUUGACUUUGACGUCGAAAUCACAGACAAACAAAAACCUAUGGGGCCCAUUCACAGAGGAGCAAGAAGUCAUCAUACAAAACGGCGAGCUCUUAUCUGGUAUCCUUGAUAAGAGCCAAAUCGGUCCAGCAGGUGGUGGUUUGGUGAAUGGCAUCUAUGAAGCACAUGGAGCCAGGUCUGCUGGUCAGGUACUCAGUGUGCUCGGCCGGUUGCUGACGAGACUGUUGAACAUGCGCGCAUUCUCUUGCGGCGUUGAAGACCUCAUUCUUACACGUGAAGGUGACGAAGCCCGAUUACAAGAGCUUAGGAAAGCAGAGAAGGUCGGAUUUGAAGUCGCUUCAAACUACGUAACAUUGGAUCCAAGCAAAAUACAGCCGACGAACAAAGAGUUGAAGAGACGGCUGGAACAGGUGCUGCGAGACGAAUCGAAGGCGAAGACGCUUGACAUGUUGAACAACACUGCAUCGGCCAAGAUUUCUUCCUCCGUCACUGCAGCUUGUCUGCCCCAUCAGCUCAUCAAACUGUUCCCAAAGAAUCAGAUGCAGACCAUGACAGGCUCUGGAGCCAAGGGUAGUCUGGUCAACGCCAAUCAGAUCUCGUGUAAUCUCGGCCAACAGGUUCUGGAAGGCCGUCGGGUCCCUGUGAUGAUCAGUGGCAAGUCGCUUCCAUGCUUCAAGCCUUAUGAGACCAGUGUCCGAGCCGGAGGUUACGUUGUAAACCGCUUCUUGACUGGUAUCAGGCCGCAGGAGUACUACUUCCACACCAUGGCCGGCCGAGAAGGUCUCAUUGAUACCGCCGUCAAGACGUCGCGUUCCGGUUAUCUCCAGCGAUGUGUUAUCAAGGGUCUAGAAGGUCUUCGUGUUGAGUAUGACACAUCAGUCCGCGAUUCGGAUGGCAGUAUGGUCCAAUUCUUGUACGGAGAAGAUGGUCUCGACUCUACGAAGCAGAAGUUUCUCAAUGACUUCAAGUUUCAGGCUGAGAACUUCUGGUCCUUGACUGAAUCCCUGCAGCUUGGGGACGCGUACGGGAAGGUGUUCAGCGAAGAAGCCACCGAGUAUACCAAGUCUGCCUAUAAAAAGUACAAGAAGAGUGGCAAGCUUUCCGCCAAGGGCCCAGCCCUUGCAGAGUAUCCGCCCAGUCGUUUCAGUGGCAGCACUUCGGAGACGUUCUUCGCUGCGAAGGCUGAUUACUGUGACGCGAAUCCUGACGGUUUGAUUAAGAAGAAGAAGUCAGAUGGUUCGGGGGAUAUCCUCCGAAGGAACUUCGAAAGAAUACUCGACAUCAAAUACCUCCGCUCGUUGGUCGAACCGGGCGAAGCAGUGGGUGUUGUCGCUGGACAAUCUAUUGGCGAGCCUUCGACCCAGAUGACACUAAACACCUUCCAUUUGGCUGGUCACGCUGCCAAGAACGUCACCCUUGGAAUACCGCGUCUUCGAGAAAUCGUUAUGACUGCUAGUGCCAAGAUCAGUACUCCCUCGAUGACGCUAUAUCCUCAUACAGAACUGUCGAUAAGUGACAUGGAGAAGUUCGCCAAAAGCAUCAGUCGUCUUCCCCUUUCGUCAGUACUGGACAAGGUUACCGUGACUGAGAACGUCGGCACCGGCACACAGUUUUCUCAGGCUCGCCAAUACACAAUCCGUCUCGACUUCUACCCUGCCAAGGAGUACACGCAAGAGUACGCUAUCCAGGUACGCGAUGUUGCCGAAUCGAUCGAGAAAAAGUUCUGUCCACGGCUGCACAAGAUGGUUCGCAUGGAUCUCAAGAAAAAAGGUGAGAACAGGUCGCUGUCCACUGCUAGGUCAGCGGGUGUCCCUGCCAUUGGCGAAGCCUCCGGCAGCAUUGAGCAACAAACCAUCCGCCAAGAUGAUGCUGCCGAGGAAGGCGGCAGAGACGAUGACGUGAUGAGCGACGAUGGGGAGACCGAGGGCGACGCCACUGAUGCUAAGCAGCGAGGCAGACGCGAAGACAGCGUAGAAUUUGACGCUCCCGAAGAAGGCGAGCAAGCUGCUGAGGACGUGGACGCAGAGAGCGAAGACGAAACCUAUGGUGGCAGCCCCAAGGCAUCUCGCCCCUCCACACCCGAGCCAGCCUCCGACGACGAAGACGCCGAGCCCCUUGUGCCUCGCGAAGAGUCUUCCGAAAUCCGCGAAGGUCGCGUCACCCACACCUGCGCCGACAUCUCCGCCUUCAAAUUCGACGACAAGGCCGGUGCCUACUGCGAAAUCACAUUCGAGUACAGCGUCCACACGCCCAAGCUCCUCAUGCUCAACCACGUCGAGGCCGCUGCUGAGUUUGCCACCAUCCACGUCAUCCCCGGCAUUACCAGCGCUGUGCUUGUCUCCAAAGACUCGGGCACCGGAAAAGACCUCGACGAGCCGUACAUCCUCACCGAAGGCUCCAACCUCAUCGCCAUGCGGGAAUUUGGCCACAUCAUUGACACCUCCCGCAUCGCUACCAACGACAUUCACUCAAUGCUAACGCUCUACGGCGUUGAAGCCUGCCGCGCGUCCAUCGUCAAGGAAAUCCACGCCGUCUUCAGUGGCCACGGUAUCAGCGUCGACCAGCGGCAUCUGAGUCUUAUCGCGGACACGAUGACCAAGGGCGGCGGGUUCACGGCGUUCAACCGCAUUGGCAUGAAGGGCAACCCGUCGCCGUUUAUGAAGAUGAGCUUCGAGACGACGGUGGGGUUCUUGAAGGAUGCGGUGCUGGAGAGGGAUUGGGAUGAGCUGAGGAAUCCGAGUGCGAGGAUUGUGGUGGGGAGGCUGGGGACGGUGGGGACGGGGAGUUUCGAUGUGCUCGCGCCGGUUCUGGCACAGGAUCCGCUUAAGGAGGAGGUGUUGGAGACGGCGGACGACGACGUCCAGAUGGAGGAUGCGUAA
Didymosphaeria variabile is the source of this 5157-nucleotide messenger RNA. RefSeq lists its product as uncharacterized. Gene Ontology annotation, molecular function: DNA binding; DNA-directed RNA polymerase activity. Gene Ontology annotation, biological process: DNA-templated transcription. Gene Ontology annotation, cellular component: RNA polymerase I complex. The transcript is spliced from 3 exons. Bases 1 to 5157 code for a protein of 1718 amino acids. The record is from RefSeq and is a predicted model, not a curated record. Lineage: Eukaryota; Fungi; Ascomycota; Dothideomycetes; Pleosporales; Didymosphaeriaceae.